AUUUUCAGUCUACCCAGUUGAUGGAAAGUGUCUACCUCAGUCGUUGGAAUGAAACAUCCUGUAUGAAGUCAGAGAAAGACAUUGUUUUUGUUUUGAUGAAAUCAAUGGUUCCAGCUAAGAUUACAGCCUUCAAAGUACUUACAUUGAACUACGAAACUUUCUUAAAGGUUGUGAAGCUCUCAUUUUCUUUCUACACCUUAUUAUCUACGGUUACCAACUGAUAAGCACAAACGAACACACAAGUUACAGGACAAGGACGCUAUUACCAUGGAAACGAGUUAAAACAAAAGAACUACUACGUAUAAUAAAUUAGUUGAUGCAUUUUAAGUGUUAUUAUUAAUGCGUCUAGACAAAAAAUAAUAGUAAUAAUAAUAAUAAACGUCUUAGAAGAGCGAAGUUGACCUUCAGCUAUUACUAUUAUAAAUAC
Acanthoscelides obtectus is the source of this 427-nucleotide messenger RNA. NCBI's taxonomy places the organism in Eukaryota, Metazoa, Arthropoda, Insecta, Coleoptera, Chrysomelidae. The record is from the annotation of a GenBank genome assembly.